This is a messenger RNA of Penicillium canescens, 561 nucleotides long. RefSeq lists its product as uncharacterized. The coding region runs from base 1 to 561 and encodes 186 amino acids. The record is from RefSeq and is a predicted model, not a curated record. Lineage: Eukaryota; Fungi; Ascomycota; Eurotiomycetes; Eurotiales; Aspergillaceae. The transcript is spliced from 2 exons.
AUGGCUGCCAGUUUGCCAGCUCCAACCGACCGUAUUCGUUCCGUCCUCGAAAAGUGCUUCGACUGGUGUGGGCUAGGGAUAUACAGGGUUUUCGGCAGUGAUCCAACACAUGUCUACGUUUUUAUGAACUGUCCAAAUGUUGAGCUACCCUCUCUAACUGUCCAACUAUGGGAGGCCGGAUCACAAAUAGAAUACUACGCCGGCUCGCAAUCACUCGAACUCAAUACAUUUGACUCGUCCACGGGGCUAUUGGAAGUGCCAUUCGCCCACCUAGCGAAAAGCAGGCCUGAAACUGUUGAGUUGGAAAAUGGUGGCAUGUACGCUAGGGAUCUUGCUAGUUAUACCCUCCAUAUGGUUUCUGAUGCAUGGUACAGGGUUAUCACGGAUACUCGACUUGCGUUUCGUAUUGUAAAGGGACUUGCGAUCAUGUUCGUCUUUGCGACAAGAGAGGAACUGCGUGGAUGGGCAAAGAUGGUGCUUCCAAAGGAUCGAGGACUUGAGAAGAUGGUGGCUGAAAUGGGCACUUUGAAAAUUGGCGUCAAUUUUGCGUUCCAAAAUUGA